Messenger RNA from Pestalotiopsis fici W106-1, 2007 nucleotides. RefSeq lists its product as uncharacterized. Bases 1 to 2007 code for a protein of 668 amino acids. NCBI's taxonomy places the organism in Eukaryota, Fungi, Ascomycota, Sordariomycetes, Amphisphaeriales, Sporocadaceae. The record is from RefSeq and is a predicted model, not a curated record. The transcript has a single exon.
AUGCCUGCCGCCGACUCAGGCUUCGGUUCAAACAAUCCAUUCCGUCGAAAUACAACUGCCAGCUUUACAGGACAAGACCCCUCAUCAGCCCCGAGCGGGUCCGUUGCUGCCCCGAGCUCAAGCUUCCUCGCUGCUGCAGCAGCAUUGUCGCCCUCGAGCUCUGCCCCGCGACCGCCACCUCCGCUGACAACAUUCAAGAGUGCUGCAGCCGUGGCCGAAGACAGCCAUGUCGAUUCAGCAAGGGCCGACCGGGACUCUGUGCAGCCAAAACCCAAGAAGAUAGUAAAGAGGGUGCGGGUACAAUCCCCGCCGCCCUCGUCGCCCGAAGAUGCCGUACCUGUUGGACGCUAUCCACCCCUCGACGACGAUGUCGACAGCGACGACACAAACUCUGACACCUCACACGACGCUGGAGAGCGGGCCGAUCCCUUCAGCAGCGGCGAUGCCGCCGAGUUGAACAGAAGCGCAGUGCACAACGAGCCACCUGUAGUUCGCCCCCCGGCAAAUCCGUUUUCAAAGACGCUGCAGGACCUUGAACACAAUGCUCUUGGACAGGACAACGGAGCUGGCGGCAGUGGCAAAGGAUCGUUGGAUGUAGACUCCUUCAAGAGGCUACUGCUCACAGGCCAGACCACUGCUCCUGGGGCAGGGGUUGCCGGAUCGUCCAUGGGAUUGCAACAAGCUACAGCCAUCGAUGGCGCCAGUAACACUGAUGCGAGCUCCGCUUCCCGACAGUCUUUGUAUGAGAACGUGCAGGAGACGCCGAGGACAUCACAUGAGAUAUCAGAUCCGGAGGAAUCUAAAGUCUCUAUGGCUUCGCCUCUGGCAACGGCACAACCACCUUCUGGGCGGAAGCCCCCUCCCCCACCCAGCUCCAGACAUGGGAAGCUUAUCAAGAUGGAAUUGGGAGCUGAGAAUAAAGCCAAAAGGGCACCAAACUCUGCCAUAUCAAUCAAUACAGACACGGCUAAUUCAGCUCCAACCCGAAAGUCGAGUAUACACUCACUUACGCAAUCAUCACCUGGUAGUUCGGACGUGAAUAAGCCUUUACCGCCUCCCCCACUUCGAUCGCCGGGAGAGGAGGAUGUGGUCUCGCCAUUCGAUAGAGAAGCCGCUGGCAAGGUUCCAGAGUCGUUGGCAGCCCUCACAACGAGCCCUCAAGCACCGACGUCGCUUUCGGAAACGUCACGCGCCCGCUCGACAUCACAAAGUAGUACUCUUACUACGUCCAGCUCACACCGAAAACCUGCCGCGCCUCCUCCUCGGCGGCAUGGUCAUGGCAGGACAGACAGCAAACCAUCCUCCAUUCUCUCGGACAGGGCCGACGAGGAUCCACCCCGCAGUUCUCUCGAAUCAAAUCGGUCUCGAGCCGACAGCAUCCGCGUGAAUAUCAAUUUUGACAAAAAUUCGUCGGCUCCGGCACCACCGCCUCCUCGGCGGCCCAACCAUGCUAGAAAAGGAAGCUCGCUAGCCAGUCCAACUUUGUCGACAUUUAGCCAAGUAAACAGCCCUGGGUCAAGUGAUGACAGCAGAUCGCCUGGGGUACUGGGGUUCAAUCCGAUGGAACGUCAAGCCGGCGCUGGCUCUAUGCCAACGGUGACACACAGCAAGGACGGACUACCCAAACUAUCACCGCCCCCUCCACCACCAACCCGCCAUGCAAGUUUAAGGAGGCCAUCUAGUGCGCACAGCACGGAUGCCAGCCCACUUCGAAAGGUUAGCAGGGAGAAGGAUGGAGGAGUCGUGCCACCGCCUCCACCACCGAGAUCAAGGGGAGCCAGCAGAGCAAGCUCGAAUAUGGUCGACUCCCAGCAUUCGUCCGGGCGUUUGAGGGCGGAAAGCGAGGCAACAAGAUUAGAUGAAGAGCCGGUCACUACACAAGACACCCAGGCUAUCUCAGAAACAGGAACUCCUGCAGAUCCCGGCGCAGGCGACGAUAUCAUGGAGCAGCUCCGGGCACUUCAACAAGAGGUCGAAGCGGCCAGGAAGGCUUCAGGCAGCAGCUGA